AUGACGGCUUAUGGUGUUGUUCUUUCUCUUAGAAAUACAAUUAACAAUAUUAUCUGUUGUUCUCAUUUUAGGCUUGUUGGUGGCUCUCUACAAAUCAUACAAGGCGUCUACGAGGAGUUGCAGCCAUUGACUAAAGUUCUUGAAAUAUUGGACGAGACAAGUCCAAGCAGGAGCAGGAAGAAGGUGAAUGCUUUGGAUGGAAUAAUCAAAGAUGCAAUUUGGAGAUUUGAAGACUCUUUGGAAUCCCUUCUCACUCGACAGAUUCCUUCACAAUAUGAUACUCUUCCUGAGAUUGUCUCCAUUGAUCUUCAGAGUCUGGAAAACGAUGCAAAUUCAUUGUUCCAGAAGCUCAAUGAUAUGAAAGAGGAGUACAUUUAUGAAGUAGAUAAUAUGCCUCAAGACGAACCUAUUUCCUCAUUCUUUGGUUUUCAUGGAACCAACUCAAAGACGAUUGGAUUAUCAGACCAGUUCGAAGAAGUCAAAAGAGAUCUAUUGCGUUUCCUAGACUAUCCCGGUUGGAAGCAUGUGUAUGGACUUUAUGGAGCAGCAGGCGUUGGAAAGACCACUCUUGCUAAGAAAAUUUAUCAAGAUCCAAAAAUUCAGCUCAUAUAUAAGCGGCGUGCUUGGGUCACCGUAGGCAGAGUACCUCAACCGACCAGUCAAAUUUCACGAGGCGUUCUAGCUCAACUUACGCAGGGAGAUGAAAGAAGGCUGCGUGGCAAGAAUUGUCUCAUUGUGCUGGAUGAUGUUUGGGAGAGAGAGAUAUUCGAUUGCUUGAAUCGUUCCAUACCCUGUGUAGAAAGUGGUUGUGUUCAAGUCUUGGUUACUUGUCGACAUAAAAAAAUGGAUUAA
Messenger RNA from Salvia splendens (bonfire salvia), 852 nucleotides. Its product is annotated as putative disease resistance protein At1g50180. Bases 1 to 852 code for a protein of 283 amino acids. NCBI's taxonomy places the organism in Eukaryota, Viridiplantae, Streptophyta, Magnoliopsida, Lamiales, Lamiaceae. Gene Ontology annotation, molecular function: ADP binding. The transcript has a single exon. The record is from RefSeq and is a predicted model, not a curated record.